Diaporthe citri is the source of this 8301-nucleotide messenger RNA. RefSeq lists its product as uncharacterized. The record is from RefSeq and is a predicted model, not a curated record. The transcript has 3 exons. Lineage: Eukaryota; Fungi; Ascomycota; Sordariomycetes; Diaporthales; Diaporthaceae. Gene Ontology annotation, biological process: secondary metabolite biosynthetic process; fatty acid biosynthetic process. Gene Ontology annotation, molecular function: phosphopantetheine binding; fatty acid synthase activity; 3-oxoacyl-[acyl-carrier-protein] synthase activity. Bases 1 to 8301 code for a protein of 2766 amino acids.
AUGGACGGGACAACUAAGACCGAAGAAACGACAAUAUUUGUCUUCGGUGGGCAUGUAUUGUCACAGACCAAGCGAACACUAGACAAGCUCGUGCGGGCACUGGUGGAUGGCCCAAAUUCAAAGUGGAUCAAUGACACGGUGGCUGAGCUUCCGGGCUACUGGGACAUUAUGGCCAGUGAGAUAUCCGAGGUUGGCAGCACGAUUCCAGGCAGCCAGCACCUUGCCGACCUCGGUUCGUGGCUUAAGCAUCUCGACCGCAGCUCGGACCAGGCUGGGCAAGACGAGAGCAUGCCCAACAUAGUGGUUGGCCCGCUGUUGGUGGCCAUCCAACUCGACCAGUACUGGCGCUACCUUCAACAUGACAGAUCCAGCAAAGGCUUGUCAUGCCAGGAAGACCUGCAAGCCGAGCUGGUGGCCCGGCAGAAGGAGCAGAAGGAGCAACGCUCGUCACGUGGCCCUAGAGUCGAGGUGCUAGGGUUUUGCGUGGGCCUACUCGGGGCCGUAGCCGUGGCGAGCUCAUCCAAUCGGCAGGAAUUCGAGAAGUAUGGAGCCGUGGCGAUGCGCUUAGCCAUGCUGAUCGGGGCCAUGAUCGACGCGCGGGAGGCGUGGGACAAGGGCCUCGGCAAGGGAAAGUCAGUGUCGUACGCGACCGCGUGGCGCGAUGGGAAGCAACACGAGGACCUAACCCGUAUCGUCUCGUCGCUGUUUCCCGAGGCGUAUAUCUCUGUGUUGUUUGACAAGGCCCGGGCGACGGUGACGACCUCGGAGCGCACGGCACCCUCGCUUGUGCGCCAACUCCGGGGGGCAGGGCUCACGGUGGCCGAGAUUGGCAUCGAGGGCCACAUCCACGCGCCCGGGCCGGAGCGGAAGCGCCACACCAACUCCCUGGUCGAGCUGUGCUGUCGGAGCCCGGGACUGCAGUUUCCAGAGGCGGCGUUGAUGGCACUGCCGACGUAUGAUAACCACGGCGACGGGGUCCCCAUCUCGUUGGACCGUGGCGAUAUGACCAAGGUGGUCUUGAGCUCGAUUCUGAUGCUUCAGUGCAACUGGUACGGUACAUUGUCUACGAUUGUCGUGGACAAGGCCGAGGCGCGAUUGGUGGCUUUCGGACUGGAUCGUUGCAUCCCGCCCACAUUGGCGCGCCGUCUUGGCUCGAGACAGCAGCAUUGGGAGGACAUUGAGAAGAGUACUGCUCCCGGUAUCCCUCAUGUGCGUCAUCUGAAUAUGGAGGUGCAGCAGCACCAGCAUCAGCAGCGAUCGCUUCCAGGCGAACCUCAGCCGACUGGAGCACAUCCUGCUACCAAUGGCACUUCGCGGUCCACAGUCAAUCCAGACGAGCCUCGGCCGACCGCACAGCCUUCUAAUGGUACUUCAAGAUCCACAAUCACCGCAACCUCGAAUUAUCCUGACCUCAAAAUGGACAGAAUCGCGGUAGUAGGCAUGUCAAUCAAGGUCGCUGGUGCGGACGACCUGGAUGAGUUCGUGGACAUGCUCAAGAUGGGCCACUCGCAGCAUGAGCUCAUCACGCGCGACAGGCUCCAGCACGAAAUCCUGCACCGGGAGAACGCAGAUGCCAAUCCAGACCGCAGGUUCUACGCCAACUUCGUGCGAAACUCGGAUGCCUUUGACCACAAGUUCUUCAAGAAGAGCCCGCGUGAGUCCCAGGCCAUGGAUCCACAGAGCCGGCUCUGUCUCGAGGGUGCCUACCAGGCAGUUGAGCAGUCGGGGUACUUUGGAGAAAGCAUAACCACCGCUGGGGGCUCUGCCCGGGACAAAUGGAACGUCGGGGUGUACCUGGGCAACUGCGGCGUCGAUUAUGAACACAAUAUAGCUUGCCACCCGCCCACACCCUUCACAGCGACCGGGGGGCUUAAAAGCUUCAUCGUGGGGCGGCUGUCGCACUAUUUCGGCUGGACUGGCCCCUCUAUAACCAUUGAUACAGCGUGCUCAUCCUCAACAGUAGCCAUCGACAUGGCAUGCCGUAACCUACUUUCAGGCGAGUGCACUGCGGCGCUGUGCGGUGGUGUUAAUAUCAUCACCAACAUGCUAUGGAUGCAGAACCUUGCUGCGGGCAGCUUUAUUAGCCACACGGGCCAAUGCAAGCCGUUUGAUGAUGAGGCCGACGGUUACUGUCGAGCCGAGGGCAUGGCCUUUGUUUUUCUCAAAAAGAUGGCAGAUGCCGUCGCCGAUGGCAACCCGAUUCUAGCAACUAUCCCCGCAACGGCCGUAUAUCAAAACCUGAACAUUACUCCACUGUUUGUCCCUAACGAGCCCUCCCUCUCGUUUCUAUUCAGAGAUGUCAUACGGCAGGCCAAUUUAACGGCCAGGGACAUCUCGCUGGUCGAGGCGCAUGGGACUGGCACACCUGUGGGGGACCCAGCUGAAUAUGACAGCAUUCGCUCGGCCAUAGGUGGACCCAUUCGUGACAAGCCGCUGCCAUUCGGCUCAGUCAAAGGUCAUGUCGGACACACCGAAGGAGCAUCAGGAAUCAUCGCGCUGGUCAAGGUGAUCAUGAUGAUGCGCCACAGCUUUAUUCCAGCCCAGGCAAGCUUCAAAACGCUCAACAGUGCAAUCAAGGCACACCCAGACGACAUGAUGGAGAUUGUGACGUCGCUGCGGCCCUGGUUUGACAAUUGCAAGAUCGCCCUUAUCAACAACUAUGGCGCCUGCGGGUCUAACGCAAGCAUGGUGGUAAUGCAGCCACCCUCAAAUUUGGCAGGCAGAAGACCGGAGCAUACGAUUCAAGCCGACGGAUCAUGGUCGAGGCUGCCUUUAUGGAUCACGGGUCUGGAUGUGAGAAGUAUUGCUGCGUACAGCGCCAAAUUGGCAUCGUGGCUGCAGCUGCGUGGUGGCGACCAUGAGGCCACGCUGGCGGACUUGUCGUUCACAAUGAGCCGGCAGUCGAACCGGGCCCUACCUCAGGGGCUUGUCUUUAGCUGUGAUUCUCUGACGGAUCUAAAGCACAAGCUGCUGCAGACGGCAUCCGCCACGAAGGAGACCGCUGAAUCCAUAGGGAUCGUGGCCACCAAGGCCGGACGCCCCGUCGUUCUGUGCUUCGGCGGCCAGGUGUCGACGUUUGUGGGGCUAGACCGCAGCCUCCAUGACAGGGUGGUCAUCUUGCGAUGGCACUUGGCCGAGUGUGAUGCCGCCAUCACGUCCGCCGGCCUGGGUCUGGGUAGCAUCUACCCGGAUAUAUUUUCACGGGAGCCCCAGCGGGACACGGUCAAGUUGCAACUUAUGCUCUUCGCUAUGCAAUAUGCUUGUGCCAAGUCCUGGAUGGACUGUGGCCUGCAAGGACAGGUUUCAGCCGUUGUAGGCCACAGUUUCGGUGAGAUUACGGCGCUCUGCAUUUCUGGCGUUCUGAGCCUUGCGGAUACCAUCAAGUUGGUGGCUGGUCGGGCCAGAUUGGUAUAUGAUGCUUGGGGUGCAGAUCCAGGCGCUAUGAUGGCAGUCGAGGCGGAUGCGACACUGGUACGGGCACUCUUGCAAGAGUCGAAUCGCCUGUCCGACGGCUCAGCCGCUGUUGCGUGCUACAACGGCCCUUCCAGCUUCACACUCGCCGGGUCGACCAAAGCCAUCGAAGUGACCGCCGAGGUGCUGGCUGUGGAUCCCAAGUUCUCAGGCAUCAAGUACAAGCAUCUCAAUGUCACAAAUGCUUUCCAUUCAGCCCUGGUGGAUCCGCUCGUGGGUGGACUCGGCGAUCUCGGCAAGAAGCUGAAGUUCUGCAAGCCUGCCAUCCACCUGGAGCACGCGACCGAGAGCAGUAUCGCCUCCGAGUUGGACUGCAACUUUGUGUCAUCGCACAUGCGCAAGCCGGUCUUCUUCGACCACGCCGUCCACCGGCUAGCCGAGCGGUACCCGCAAGCUAUCUUCCUCGAGGCCGGUUCAUCUUCGACCAUCACAGUCAUGGCGGCGCGUGCACUCGCUCAAGAUCAACUCUCCACGAGCCCGCCAUAUUUACACCACUUCCAGGCCAUUUCUAUCGUGAAUAGCAAGAAGAGCGGGUUGGACGCUUUAACCGAUGCCACAAUCAGUCUGUGGAGACAGGGAUUACGCGUCACAUUCUGGCCGCACCAUGCUAGGCAGGCGCAGGAGUAUGCCCAGCUGCUUCUGCCGCCUUACCAGUUCGACAAGUCGGGCCGCCACUGGCUCGAAAUGAAGUCGCCGAGCGUGGAGAUCAACAAGGCUGCGGAAGAAAUCGUGGCAGCCCGUGCUCUGGCGACAGACUACAAAGUCGUUCCAGAUCAACGAGAUCCCCGUCUCCUGGAUCUGUUUAGCUUCGUCGAAUAUCGUGACAAGAAAAGCAGGAAACCGCGAUUCCGCGUGAACACGGCAUCGGAAAAGUACCAGUACUAUUUCUCAGGCCAUAUCAUCGCCCAAACGGCGCCCAUUUGCCCGGCCACGCUGGAGAGCGACAUGGCCAUCGAGGCGCUCUUUAGCCUGCAUCCAGAGUGGAGGGCCGCCGGUCUCUCCCCUGUUGUCCGUGAUCUGGUCAACCACUCGCCCAUUUGUGCUAAUCACUCCCGCGUUGUCUACAUAGACAUGGACGCGCUUGACGAGGAAAAGGUGCAGUGGAGCUUGAAGAUGCUCAGCGUUAGCUCUUCUUUAGGAAACGACACACAGCUGCACGUCGAGGGGCGGCUGCACUUCCGCUCGCUUAGCGACCCAGCCUUCACCCAGGAGUUCGCGCAGUACCAGCGGCUCGUCAGCCACGCACGAUGCCAGGCGCUCUUAGGGCUCAAUGCACUGGCGAACGACCAAGCUGACGAUAUUGAUGUGCUGCGUGGGUCGCGGAAUGUGUACCGCGCCUUCGCCGACAUUGUUGACUACCCGGAGCUGUACCGCGGCGUCAGGACCGUGGUGGGCCACGGAAAUGAGAGCGCCGGGAUCGUGGCCAAGCGCCACCAAGGGCAGACCUGGCUGGACGUGCCCCUGAGCGAUUCGUUCAGCCAGGUCGGUGGCUUGUGGGUCAACCUGAUGACCAACGCGCCAGCCGGCGACAUGUACAUCGCCUCAGGGGCCGAGAUGUCGAUGCGCUCACCAGUGGUGCAGACGGUAACGGAUGGGCACGAGAACGGCCCCGCGCUGUGGCACGUCUUUGCGCAGCACCACCGCAGGUCCGACAGGGAAUUCACUACGGAUUUGUUUGUGUUUGAUGCCGCGACAGGGACCAUGCACGAGGUCAUGCUGGGUAUACAGUACUCCCGGGUGAGCAAGGAGUCCAUGAGCAGGAUGCUUAUGCGCUUGACGGCGGACGAGUCUGUUCUGCUGAAGGUGGCCAAACGGCAGAAUGCCUCAGCACCAGCUACCGCAGCCACCAAGAGUGUCAGUGCAAGUGCGAAUGAGAUCAUGGCAGCUGGUUAUCCCGUUUCAAGCGCUCGGCACGUGGCUGAUGGAGUCUCAUCCAAGCCUCCAAGGAAGAAACGCAGCACCAACGAGGAGAGACCACCACGGCCGACGGAUAUCACCGAUCAAGUACGCGAUCUGGUAGCGGCCGUAUCGGGAAUAGAUGCUACCGAAUUCACACUUGAUACGGAGAUGGCCGACCUGGGGAUCGACUCCCUUAUGGGCAUGGAACUGGCACGUGAAGUUGACAUUGUAUUCAAGUGCACCAUCGACCAGGCGGAGCAGAUGGAGGCCACGACCCUUCGCAAGUUUGUCGUUUGCGUGUCCAACGCUCUGGAGAGGGCCGGAAAUGGCGUCAAGAUGGGUAGCAAUACCGACGACGAGAGUGAUGAAGACGACGAAUCCUCUUCCUCAGCCGACGAAGGGGUUCCAAAGUCCAGAUCCCGCCUCGAAAAUGUGAGCACUGAUGUAUCCACUCCGGAAGACACGGAAAACCUGCCUCCCAACGGUAAGCCCGCCACUCCUAGCCCAAAAUCAGUGGUGGCAGUGGAGCCUAUUUGCGCCACCGUCAGCAACCUGACAUUGUCCCGAUCUGAUAUCCUGGAGUCCUUCCAUGAGGUCAAGAUGUUGACCGAUGAGCUCAUUCGCGCGCACCAUCUCGACACGCUUCACAAGACUGAAAUCGCAGGCAGCAACCGCCUCUGCGUCGCUCUCGUUGUCGAGGCGAUGGAAAAGCUUGGGAUGCCCCUGAGUAACUCUGCCCCGGGCCAGGAGCUCGAGCGCGUGGCAUUCCUCCCACAGCACCGCCGCCUCAUAGAGUGCGUCUACAGGUUCCUCGAGGAAGAUGCGCGGCUUAUCGACCACGACGUUGUCAGUGGACAGCUAUUGCGCUCGCACAUUGCGACGCCACGACAAUCAAGCCAGGAAAUACUCGAGGGACUGCUCGACGCACAACCUGGAUUUGCUGUGCCGAACCGGAUGACUUACUACGCCGGACAGAGCCUGGCCGACGUCAUGAGCGGCCAGACGGACGGGAUCCGUGUCAUCUUCGGCACGCCUGAAGGCCGCAGGCUUGUCCAGGCUAUGUAUUGCGAGCACACUUUCAACUAUAUGAAUUACUUGCAGAUGCGCGAUGUUAUCGGCCGUCUGGUGGACCGCAUUAAGAGAAGGAGGCCAGACGAGCAGGAGGCUCUUAAAAUCCUCGAGAUGGGCGCUGGCACAGGUGGGACCACAAUGGUCCUGGCCCCCUUUCUAGCAUCCUUAGCUAUUCCCGUCGAGUACACUUUCACUGAUCUCUCCCCAUCUAUGGUCGCAAACGCUCGGCGUUCAUUCGGCAAGGAAUACCCAUUUAUGCGGUUUGCAGUACAUGAUAUCGAGAACCCGCCAAGAGAUGAGCACAAGGGCCAGCAUAUCAUCCUGGCUAGUAACGCCGUCCACGCAACCCGCGAUUUAGUUAUAUCAGCGCGUAAUAUCCGUCAGGCUUUACGUCUAGACGGGUUUGUCAUGAUCCUGGAGAUGACUGAGGUGGUACCGUUCGUGGAUCUAGUCUUCGGCCUACUUGAGGGCUGGUGGCUGUUCGACGACGGGCGCAACCACGCUGUUGUUACUGCUGAGCACUGGGAGCGCGAGCUACACUCUGCGGGUUUUGGCCAUGUCGACUGGACCGACGGCAGCUUGCCCGAGAAUUCCUUCCAGAAAGUUAUCAUGGCCCUGGCUUCAGGACCGCCUGAAGCUGCUCGCUUGCCCAAGGAUGAUGGGGGAGCCACGGGGCCUGGAGAGGUGAGGAAUAUCAUAGGACUGGACAGCGGCGAUGUCAAAGCGCGCGAGGCUGAGGCCGAGGCUCUUGUGGCCCUCUAUACGAGUGGGUGGGCCACUCCAGAGCUAGACGCCGCCCGCAGCCAGUUAGUUGAUUCCGCGACCCGCGACAGUCCUGCCGUGGUCGUGGUCACAGGUGCCACCGGGAGUCUCGGUGCCCACAUCGUGCAAAGUCUCGUGGAGCACGAGGGCGUUGGAACGGUCGUUUGCGUCAAUCGUCCCAGCAGCAAGCCUGUUGAUGAACGGCAGGCUGACGCCUUCUCCUACCGCGGCAUCGAAUUGUACCCUUCCGCGCGAGCAAAGCUGCGCGUGCUCGAGGCCGACACCUCCAGGCCACAGCUUGGCCUGGCAUCUCAGGAGUAUAACUGGUUGCUAGAGAACGGCACCCACAUCAUUCACAACGCGUGGCCGAUGAGCGGCACCCGGCCCCUGAAGGCGUUCGAGCCACAGCUCCAGGCGCUGAGGAACCUACUCAGCCUGGCGGGGGGCAUGGCCCUCCGCCCCCGCAACAAAACCCGGAUCGGUUUUCAGUUCGUGUCUUCCAUCGGCGUCGUCGGGAACGUGGGCGUGCCGUGCGCCUUGGAGCAGCGAGUCCCCAUGUCGAGCGUGCUGCCGGGAGGUUACCCUGAGGCCAAGUGGGCCUGCGAGCGCAUGCUCUACGAGACGCUGCAUCAGUACCCAGAGCUGUUUCGCGUCUUCGUCGCGCGCCCCGGCCAGAUCGCGGGCUCGACCGCGAGUGGGUGCGCGCGUGUCAUGGUCGACCUCCUCAAGAUCGGAGACCCAAAGGCGGGUGCACAUUCCGUCUACCACAUCGAUAACCCCAUCGGCCAGCCGUGGAAAGCCAUGACGCCAGUGCUCGCUGCUGCUCUCGAUAUACCCCCACACAGUAUCAUUCCAUUCAAGGAAUGGAUUAAGCGCGUUCGCCGGUCACCCCUGUCGGCUGAUACCGACAACCCAGCUGCACGCCUGGUGGACUUUUUUGAAUUCCACUUCCAGCGCAUGUCUUGUGGGGGACUGAUCCUUGAUACACAACAUGCAAAGGAGCAUUCCGAGAUUAUGGCUAAGGAAGGGCCGGUCAGUGCUGAGAUAGCGAGGUCAUAUGUUGCUAAGUGGAAAGAGAUAGGCUUCUUGCAAACAUAG